Molecule: messenger RNA, 590 nt
Organism: Oppiella nova
Lineage: Eukaryota; Metazoa; Arthropoda; Arachnida; Sarcoptiformes; Oppiidae
Source: the annotation of a GenBank genome assembly
CCGGUGACAUCAACGUGACCGUCACCUUCUUUGAACCCAAACUACUCAAAAUGACCACCGCUUUCAUGUUAGCCUGGCCAUACGGCAUACCUCGUAUUAUGAGCAGCUAUAAUUGGCCUAGGAAACUUGAGAAACAAGGGGACAGGUAUAUCGACAGCAACUCAUACAUAGGACCGCCCCAUGACUCCGGCGAUCAUAUAUUGGAUGUGAAACGUAAUCCGGAUCUGAGUUGCGACUCAAGUCAAUGGAUAUGUGAGCACAGGUGGCAUCAGAUCUAUAAUAUGGUUAGGUUAAGGAAUAUAGCGGGCAGUGAACCGGUAGCCAAUUGGUGGGAGUUUAACAAUCAGAUUGCCUUCAGUCGCGGCAAUAAAGCCUUUAUUGCCAUCAAUAAUGAUGUGAAACCUAUUGAUAUGACUAACAGUACGGGUCUACCGGCCGGUACUUAUUGUGAUAUAAUAUCCGGCGGUUUAAUCGAUGGCAAGUGCACGGGAAAGACAUUAACUGUUGGUAAUGACGGAAAGGCACAUAUAUUUGUGGACAACACAUGGGAAGACCCUAUGAUUGCAUUUCAUAUUAAAGCCAAAAUAUAA